AUGACUGUGUCCUACUCUGGCAACUUUGUUCGCCUUCUGCUCCGAUGGAAGGGCUCCAUCUGGAGGUCGGUGUGGAUGGAAUUAGUCGCCUUCUUGUUGUUGUUCUAUGCAGUGCGGCUUUUCUACAACUACGCAAUCCCUGCAAUCGAUCCUAACGAGGAACUGGACCUGAAGAAGAAGUUCAACAUGCUCUGUAAGGAAUUCAACGAAUACACCCGCCACAUUCCACUUACUUUUCUUCUCGGUUUUUACGUCUCGAGCAUUGUUUCGAGAAUUCGUCUCACAAACUAUGUCUCUGAUUUAUUCAGGUGGUGGAGCCAAUUUGAAUGUCUCAGCUGGCCAGAAGACCUUCUGUCCAUAGUCUGCUUGAUUCUGCCCAAUAACACAGAGGACUCGAGAAAGAAACGGCAUCAGAUCGCUCGUUACGUCAACCUGGUUGCCGCUAUUGCAUGGCGUGACGUCUCCGAUAAGAUUCGUCUCCGCUUCCCAACAAUUCACAAUUUGGUUGACGCCGGCCUCAUGACUGAAUCUGAGUUCAUACGUCUCGAGAAACUGGAG
Ostertagia ostertagi is the source of this 558-nucleotide messenger RNA. NCBI's taxonomy places the organism in Eukaryota, Metazoa, Nematoda, Chromadorea, Rhabditida, Trichostrongylidae. The record is from the annotation of a GenBank genome assembly.